AUUUUACGAAAGUAUUUGGAACGGAUUGAUGAACGAGACCAAGCUCAGUUGGUGCCGGCGCUUAAUUUAAGCUUUUCUCUAUUCACCAAGAGAGGUGAUUUGAAUGUCACCGAAAUCUGGAAAGAAGACGAACGCCAUGGUGACACAGGAAGUGGUGGUCAUAAACUGAUAAUGUUAUUCACUGACGGUGUCGAAGAGUGGCCAAUUGGUGUGAUUAACAGUCGAAAAUCAUUGCAAUCCACCGAUCCGAUUCGUGUAUUUGGCUUUUCGAUGGGUUACGGCACAGGACCGAUGCCAGCACUCGCCUACAUCGCGUGUCAUACGAACGCAUCGUAUGCAAUCGUUGAUUCCAUAUCAGACGUUAAACGUCAAUCCGUGUCUUAUUUGAAAAAACUUUCGAAUGUUCUCGCAAUCGCCUAUGCGAACAAUCCGCCGUCGGCACGUCCCGUCACAUGGGUAACCCCACUAAUGGACAGUCAAGGUUCGGGGCCAACGUUAACGGUAUCGAUGCCAAUUCUGAACACAAUGGAGAAUGCGAGUGGCAGUGGAGUGUUGGGUGUUGCUGGUAUUGAUAUACGUUUCAAGCAAAUCGCUAAAAUUCUACCUGAACACGAGCAAAUGUAUGCGUUUAUUGUGAACAACAACGGAAUCGCUCUCUAUCAUCCUAAGUUGAAAAUACCGAAAACAGAAGUGUAUUCGGUACGUCGAACGGCGUGCUACGAUAAGCGUUCUCGUUCACGUGGUGGAGGUCGCAUUCAAUUCGGUGAAGCUGACGAAAGGGUUCUGAGACUGAUGGGUCUUUUAGAUUCAAUAUUCACAAUCGAUAUUGUUAGUUUUCCUACUGACUUGAUCCUCCUUCAGUCUUUCCACUUUGAAAGGGAUCAAUAG
Anisakis simplex (herring worm) is the source of this 888-nucleotide messenger RNA. The record is from the annotation of a GenBank genome assembly. Lineage: Eukaryota; Metazoa; Nematoda; Chromadorea; Rhabditida; Anisakidae.